CUUGAUUUUUUUAGAGACGGAUAAUAUGUCUGGGCUCUAAUGAGGUGACCUCCCCAUGUGUACUUCUCCCUGCUGAAGCUGGAUGGUGUGUCGUUCCGUGCCGACGGGUCAGUCUAUUACUGUACUUUCAAACGCACAGUCCCGCUCAGAGGUUUCCUGUUGAGACAGAAAUGAACGUUCCGUCCAGAGAGGAGUGUGAGGGCUGGGACCCGGGACAGGUAGCCCUCUUCAUGUGCCAGAACAAAAUGCAAGAAUGUGCUACCACCGUAAGAAAGCUGAGGAUUAAUGGACAACGAUUCCUGAACCUGUCUGACAGUGACAUGAGCAAGUUUAGUCUCAUCCACCAACCGCAGCUUCAAAAGAUCAUUCAGGACAUCAAGAAAAAAGAUGACAGCUUUCUGAAUAAACUAAGAAGAUUUAAACACAAACCAAGUCCAAAGGUACCUGAGAGAGAUUACAGAGAUGAUGACGGGGAUUUGGAUGAUCAUCUCUCUGAACCUGAUUACGAUAACGACUGUAUGUAUGAGGAUCUAGGUGACGACCAGGACGGCAGCUACGAGCCUCCUCCCGGCCAAAGAGUCUUCACCACAACUCCCUCUGCCUCCUUCCCAAGGGGGGAGUACAUUGACAGCUGUCGUAACCGUCCCUCCCGGCCCCCCAGGAAGCCCCUCCGCCCGGCCAAAGCCUCCAAACAACUGCCCCCUGAACCCACCCCCACUGGGAGUGAUGAAGAAGACUACAUCAGUCCAGACGGCAGUAACGAGGAUGACAACUACAUAGAACCUGAAGAGAAUAAACCUGCCAAUCCCAUAAUGCCUUGUAGGCGCAGAACAGGGAUGGAUCGCCCUAUGUUGCCAACACCCCCAGAGCAUCAACACAGUUCUGAUUUUUAUGAAGUUCCAGAGAAAGAGGAGACCUCAUUACCUCCACCAGCAAGCAGACUGUGUCCAGUGUCUCAGACACAGUUACACCCCUUACCACCAAAACCCAGCCCCAGACAGAAGAGGAGUAGAUCUCCGCCUCCUGUCCAGGAGGUCACAGAGGACGAUGAAUAUGAAGUUUGUGAUCCAGAUUGUUCCAAGGAUAAAGCUGCAGAGGGUCCUCCUCCACAUUUGCCAAAACCUCUGCCCAGAGAGAGGUCACCAAAACCACCUUUAAAGCCGAAACCGGCUUCAAGACCAAGGCAGUUUGAAAGCCAAUCGCUGCCUGUGAUGCAAACUGGCCACCGAGUUCCUCCAAAAGCUCUGACACUGGACUUGAUACGCCCUAAAAUUCCUCUUCCCCAGUUGACCCCCCUCAGACUAACUCACAGAGGAAUUGUUUCUGCUGAUAAUCGGUCAAAGGAUGAAGAUAAGGAUGCAGACAUGUGUAAGAAGCCCUGGUACGCCGGCGCCUGUGACCGCAGGACUGCUGACGAGGUUUUGCUUCACUCAAAUAAAGACGGGGCGUUUAUGGUGAGGAAGAGCUCCGGUCAUGACGCACAGCAGCCCUACACAUUAGUGGUGUUUUACAAGGGCAGGGUGUACAACAUACCAAUCCGCUUUAUAGCAAACAUGCGGCAGUAUGCACUGGGAAGAGAGAAGAAAGGAGAGGAGCAUUUCAGCAGCAUCUCCCACAUCAUCGAGAACCACCAGAGGAAUCCUCUGAUGGUGAUCGACGGCCAGAAUAACAGCAAAGACGCCACCAAGCUGCGUUACCCCAUGAAGCCUUAAGAGGUCCCAGUGAUCGGGCUUGUACAUCCCAACCCGCUGUGUUUACUGUCAGACUGUUUACAGAAGUGCUGUGUGAGGCUUCUCUCCUCCUCCAUUAAGAUCACAUGGUGCUGGGAGCGUGCACUGGACUUUCCUGCACUGCUGGUCAUGCAGAGUUGAAAGCAGCACUGACUCAGAAGACGUUUUAACUCAAGUUUUAUUAAGUUUUUUUUGUAAUGCUCUGUCAGUAAACAGUGUAUCAAAAUGAAUGCAAGGAAUGAGACAGUGUUGCUGUAGCAGAGGGAAGCAGGUAGACACAUAAUUCAGUUACGAGAGCCGAACUUCGGAAAGCCAAAAAGCACAGGGUUGUAUAUUUUUGAUUUUAAUAAAACUCUUUUUCUUGUGUUGUAAAA
Molecule: messenger RNA, 2104 nt
Organism: Hippoglossus stenolepis (Pacific halibut)
Lineage: Eukaryota; Metazoa; Chordata; Actinopteri; Pleuronectiformes; Pleuronectidae
Gene: blnk
Product: B cell linker
Exons: 24
Coding region: 171-1712 (513 amino acids)
Biological process (GO): intracellular signal transduction; cell surface receptor protein tyrosine kinase signaling pathway
Source: RefSeq, a predicted model, not a curated record